This is a messenger RNA of Penicillium diatomitis, 840 nucleotides long. Its product is annotated as putative signal sequence-binding GTPase GPN3. NCBI's taxonomy places the organism in Eukaryota, Fungi, Ascomycota, Eurotiomycetes, Eurotiales, Aspergillaceae. Bases 1 to 840 code for a protein of 279 amino acids. The transcript is spliced from 2 exons. Gene Ontology annotation, molecular function: GTPase activity; ATP hydrolysis activity. The record is from RefSeq and is a predicted model, not a curated record.
AUGUCAAAAUUCGGUGUUCUGGUGAUGGGUCCGGCCGGCGCUGGCAAGACCACCUUCAGCAACGCCUUGAUUCAACACCUUCAAAGUACGCGCCGCAGCUGCUUCUACGUCAAUCUAGAUCCCGCCGCCGAGAACUUUGCCUAUCAACCCGACCUGGAUAUUCGCGAAUUGAUCACUCUUGAGGAUGUCAUGGAGGAACUGGGGCUAGGCCCCAACGGUGGUCUCAUCUACUGCUUCGAGUUCCUGCUGCAGAACUUGGAAUUCUUGAAUGAAGCGCUGGACCCACUGAGUGAAGAGUACCUGAUCAUCUUUGAUAUGCCCGGCCAGAUCGAGCUCUACACUCAUAUAUCCCCCUCCUCCCGGCCCUUGAAUAUCAAUCUCUGUGCCGCCUAUCUCCUCGAGAGCACCUUUGUCGUGGACAAAGCCAAGUUCUUCGCUGGGACCCUCAGCGCCAUGUCCGCUAUGCUGAUGCUCGAAAUUCCCCAUGUGAACAUCUUGAGCAAGAUGGACCAGGUGAAGGAUAUGGUCACACGUCGAGAAUUGAGGCGAUUUGCCAAUGUGGAUGUGCAACUCCUGCAAAAGGACGAAGAGGAUGCGGCUGCGGUUGCCAACCCGAUGGCCAAGGAUGCGCUGAUGAGCGGUGGCUCGUUCAACCAACUCAACCGGGCAGUCGCACAGCUAAUUGAUGACUUCAGUAUGGUCUCUUUCUUGCAAUUGGAUGCGUCGGACGAGGACAGUGUGGCGGGCAUCUUGAGUCACAUUGACGAUGCGAUCCAGUACCACGAGGCGCAAGAGCCGAGGGAACCCAAGGAUGAACAAGAAGUGAAUUACGAAGACUGA